This is a messenger RNA of Bufo bufo (common toad), 4496 nucleotides long. It is a transcript of the gene TNKS, whose product is annotated as tankyrase. Lineage: Eukaryota; Metazoa; Chordata; Amphibia; Anura; Bufonidae. The transcript has 28 exons. Gene Ontology annotation, molecular function: protein binding; NAD+ poly-ADP-ribosyltransferase activity. Gene Ontology annotation, cellular component: nucleus; cytoplasm. The record is from RefSeq and is a predicted model, not a curated record. The coding region runs from base 149 to 4138 and encodes 1329 amino acids.
UGUUUAUGCCUCGCUCGCCCCGCCCCUGUCGGUGACGUCACUCGUGGAGCUUGCGCCCGGUUAUUGUCGCAGGCCGCUGGAACUGGACCGGAGAGAGGAGUGAAGACCCGGCCGUCCCGUGUAUUACUGUACACGGCGGAGCUGUGCAAUGGCGGCCGUGCCUUCCAGGCGCUCCCAGCAACAACCAGUGUCCGGGGCAGCUGGGCAGCCUCCCCCGUCCUCCUCUCCUCCUCCUCCUGCAGCUUCGCCGCCGCCGCUUUCCUCCGAGCUCCAGUCCCCUCCUCGCAGCCCGGAGAUGCCUCCAGCCUCCCAGCGCCAGGGCCCGGAUUCUCAGCCUGAGGGAGAAGCGGCUCCUGUGCCGGGGUUCCUGCCCAGGCCUCUCUCUCCUCCUCCGGGCGAAGCUGCUGCCAUGUUGUCACCCAGCUCGUCGUCUCUUCCCUCAGCGCCGGCUCCCAGCUCCGGGAGCAGCAGCUCGUCCUCCACUACCAGCCUGUCCUCCGGGGGCAGCCCGCCGGAGAGCCCCGACCCCGUGGGAGGAGGCCUAGGCCCCGGGGGGCCACUGAGCGCAGUGAGCGGAGCUUUCCGGGAACUCUUCGAGGCUUGCAGGAACGGGGACGUGUCCCGGGUGCGGAGACUGCUGGAGCCAGGGAAUGUCAAUGCCAAGGACAUGGCUGGCAGGAAGUCUACCCCUCUGCACUUCGCAGCAGGGUUUGGAAGAAAAGAUGUAGUGGAGCAUCUGCUGCAGACAGGGGCAAACGUACAUGCCAGGGAUGACGGCGGUCUUAUUCCUCUGCACAAUGCUUGUUCCUUUGGGCAUGCCGAAGUUGUGACCCUUCUGCUCUGUCAGGGGGCAGACCCCAAUGCCAGAGACAAUUGGAACUACACUCCUCUGCAUGAGGCAGCGAUUAAAGGGAAGAUUGAUGUUUGCAUAGUACUGCUGCAGCACGGCGCUGAUCCCAGCAUCCGGAACACCGAUGGCAAAUCUGCCCUGGACCUGGCUGAUCCUUCAGCGAAAGCUGUGCUUACCGGUGAAUACAAAAAGGACGAACUCCUGGAAGCUGCCAGGAGUGGGAAUGAGGAAAAACUCAUGGCUCUGCUUACACCUUUAAAUGUCAACUGCCAUGCCAGUGAUGGACGCAAGAGGGAAAGAAGAUGUCUGGAUCUUUGUGAUGAACACACAGAUGUGGGACUUGUUACAGUACCGUUAGCAGAGUUGUGUAUGGUACCCCACAUGACCAGAACAGAUCUUUAUUCACUGAAAUCUACACCAUUACACUUGGCGGCAGGAUACAAUAGAGUCCGAAUUGUCCAACUGCUCCUUCAGCAUGGUGCUGACGUACAUGCGAAGGAUAAGGGCGGGUUAGUGCCUUUGCAUAAUGCUUGUUCCUAUGGACACUUUGAAGUCACAGAAUUAUUACUUAAGCAUGGAGCGUGCGUCAAUGCCAUGGAUCUCUGGCAGUUUACACCAUUACAUGAGGCUGCAUCAAAGAAUCGGGUUGAAGUUUGCUCCUUGCUGCUGAGUCAUGGUGCAGAUCCAACACUAGUCAAUUGCCAUGGAAAAAGUGCAGUAGACAUGGCACCUACUCCAGAGCUCAAAGAGAGAUUAACCUAUGAAUUCAAAGGACAUUCUCUGCUACAAGCUGCCAGGGAGGCAGACCUGGCCAAAGUGAAGAAGACACUUGCUUUGGAGAUCAUCAAUUUUAAGCAACCGCAGUCCCAUGAGACCGCACUGCACUGUGCAGUGGCCUCUCUCCAUCCAAAAAGGAAGCAGAUAACAGAGUUGUUGCUCAGGAAGGGAGCCAGCGUCAAUGAGAAGAACAAAGAUUUCAUGACGCCUUUACAUGUAGCUGCUGAAAGAGCACACAAUGAUGUCGUUGAAGUUCUGCAUAAACAUGGAGCAAAGAUGAAUGCCUUGGACACACUUGGGCAAACAGCCCUGCACAGAGCUGCACUGGGAGGUCACGUGCAGACGUGUCGUCUUCUGUUGAGCUUUGGCUCUGAUGCGUCAAUCAUCUCUCUGCAAGGUUUUACAGCAUCACAGAUGGGAAAUGAAGCUGUGCAGCAAAUUCUAAGCGAAAGCACACCAGCCCGUACUUCUGAUGUGGAUUAUAGACUGCUUGAAGCAUCAAAAGCUGGAGACCUGGAUACUGUAAAGCAGCUUUGCAGCCCCCAGAACGUGAAUUGCAGGGAUCUUGAAGGUCGCCAUUCAACGCCAUUACAUUUUGCUGCUGGUUAUAACAGAGUUUCUGUUGUGGAAUAUCUGCUACAUCAUGGUGCUGAUGUACAUGCCAAAGAUAAGGGUGGCUUAGUCCCUCUACACAAUGCCUGCUCCUAUGGACACUAUGAAGUGGCAGAGUUGUUGGUGAGGCAUGGGGCCUCGGUAAAUGUUGCAGAUCUCUGGAAAUUUACUCCACUACAUGAAGCAGCUGCUAAAGGAAAAUAUGAGAUCUGCAAACUGUUAUUAAAGCACGGAGCAGAUCCAACCAAGAAAAACAGGGAUGGAAACACACCCCUGGAUUUGGUAAAAGAUGGGGACACGGACAUUCAAGAUUUAUUACGAGGAGAUGCUGCUCUGCUUGACGCAGCUAAAAAAGGCUGCUUAGCAAGAGUGCAAAAGCUUUGCACACAAGAAAACAUUAACUGCAGGGACACCCAAGGGAGAAACUCGACCCCUCUGCAUCUAGCAGCUGGCUACAACAACCUGGAGGUGGCUGAAUAUCUCCUAGAGCAUGGUGCAGAUGUCAACGCACAAGAUAAAGGAGGACUUAUUCCCUUACACAAUGCAGCAUCAUAUGGACACGUUGACAUUGCAGCAUUAUUGAUAAAGUACAACACUUGCGUGAAUGCCACAGAUAAAUGGGCAUUCACCCCCUUACAUGAAGCCGCCCAGAAAGGAAGAACGCAGUUGUGUGCUCUGCUUUUAGCACAUGGUGCAGAUCCCACAAUGAAGAACCAGGAAAGCCAAACACCACUAGAUUUAGCUACAGCAGAUGAUAUUCGAGCUCUGCUAAUAGAUGCAAUGCCUCCUGAGGCUUUACCUAGCUGCUUCAAACCUCAAGCAACAGUAGUCAGUGCCUCCAUUAUAUCGCCAGCGUCUACCCCCUCGUGUCUGUCUGCUGCCAGCAGCAUUGAUAAUCUCACUGGUCCCUUGGCCGAUCUGGCUGCAGGAAGUUCUUCAAAUGCUGGCGAUGGAGCUGCAGGGACGGAAAGGAAAGAAGGAGAAGUUGCAGGUCUUGACAUGAACAUCAAUCAGUUUCUGAAAAGCCUGGGUCUAGAGCACCUUCGGGAUAUCUUUGAAACGGAACAGAUUACAUUAGAUGUGCUGGCAGACAUGGGACACGAAGAGCUGAAAGAGAUUGGAAUUAACGCUUAUGGCCAUCGUCACAAGUUGAUCAAGGGGGUGGAGAGACUUCUGGGGGGCCAGCAAGGAACCAAUCCUUAUUUGACUUUUCACUGUGUAAGUCAAGGAACUGUUCUCUUGGAUCUUGCUUCAGAUGAUAAAGAAUAUCAGUCAGUUGAGGAAGAGAUGCAAAACUCUAUCCGUGAACACAGAGAUGGGGGCAACGCCGGUGGGGUUUUCAAUCGAUACAAUGUGAUCAGGAUUCAAAAGGUUGUAAAUAAAAAACUAAGAGAGAGAUUCUGUCACCGUCAAAAGGAGGUGUCUGAAGAAAACCAUAAUCACCAUAAUGAACGCAUGUUGUUCCAUGGUUCUCCCUUUAUCAAUGCAAUCAUUCACAAAGGCUUUGAUGAGCGGCAUGCAUACAUUGGGGGCAUGUUUGGCGCUGGCAUCUACUUUGCAGAAAAUUCUUCAAAAAGCAAUCAGUAUGUGUAUGGCAUAGGAGGAGGAACUGGGUGCCCAACGCACAAGGAUAGAUCCUGUUAUAUUUGCCACAGACAAAUGCUGUUCUGUAGAGUGACGCUUGGCAAAUCUUUCCUACAAUUUAGCACUAUGAAGAUGGCACAUGCCCCUCCGGGCCAUCAUUCGGUUAUUGGCAGGCCUAGUGUAAAUGGACUUGCAUAUGCAGAAUAUGUAAUCUACAGAGGCGAACAGGCUUACCCAGAGUAUCUUAUCACAUACCAGAUUGUGAAGCCAGAAGCUCCCCUACAAGCUGCCACAACAGCAGAACAGAAAACCUAGAAAAUCAGGAUCUCAAUGGACUUUUCAAAAAUGAACAACUACAACACAGUGACUAAGAGACUUGAUAAAAGUGUUACAUUGAUGGUGGACGCACUCCCACUGGCUACUGUUCCUUUAAUGAAGAUGUUUACAAGGAGCUGCCUUUUUUUUAAUAAAGUUUCUCAGGCUCAUUUUAACUAGAUCAUCCAAGGCAAAAAAAAAAACAUAUUUGCAAAAAAAAAAAUGUGUCUGAGGUUUUAGCAGCAUUAUAUUAUGUAUUGCCACAUCAUCAUUUCCAAACUGGUUUGAGUGUUACAUGUACGUGUAACGUUUUCUGUGACCAUUUUAUUAAACUGUCAGCUUGACUACUUGGAAAGAG